Messenger RNA from Helobdella robusta, 453 nucleotides. RefSeq lists its product as hypothetical. The transcript is spliced from 3 exons. Lineage: Eukaryota; Metazoa; Annelida; Clitellata; Rhynchobdellida; Glossiphoniidae. Bases 1 to 453 code for a protein of 150 amino acids. The record is from RefSeq and is a predicted model, not a curated record.
AUGGCGAAAGCACUUGGCGUUAUCAACAAAGUUCGAUUUUACGUUCCAAGAAGAACGUUAAAUAUGCUCUAUAACGCCAUGUGCGUACCGUACAUCUCUUACUGCAACGUAGUCUGGGCUGGUACCUAUCGCACAAUCACCGAUCCCAUCCGAUUAAUAACGAAGAGGGCACUACGGCUAGUGAAUGCCUACUUCACGGCUAAUUUAGUCUACAAACAGCUGACAAACAAGUUACCAUCAAUAUUCAAUCAUUACUACACUUGUAGCAACAACAAGAGACAAAAUUACAUUAGAUCAAAUUCAUCAAAAACAAACAUUCUCUUCCUCCACGUAUAUUGCAAAGGACCAAGAAUUUGGAAUUUGCCAUUAAAGAACAACUUUAAAAUUGACUCAAUGGUGGCUGUGCAAGAUGAGCUCAUCACGAGCUCGAUCAUAGUCAUCCUGCCUUCUUGA